Molecule: messenger RNA, 1158 nt
Organism: Scatophagus argus
Lineage: Eukaryota; Metazoa; Chordata; Actinopteri; Scatophagidae
Gene: nudt1
Product: nudix (nucleoside diphosphate linked moiety X)-type motif 1
Exons: 4
Coding region: 253-756 (167 amino acids)
Biological process (GO): DNA protection
Molecular function (GO): 8-oxo-7,8-dihydroguanosine triphosphate pyrophosphatase activity
Source: RefSeq, a predicted model, not a curated record
UACAACUGAUUUUACAAGCAAAUGAUGGGAGUCGUGGACCCAGUCUGACGCUCAUCACACCAAUCCGUCCUCCUCCGUAUCAGCGCGUCACGUGAUCGUGGAGCUGAACGCGGGAGUCGUUCAACGUGGAGUCUUGUACACAGUAGCUGCUUAUUUCUUUGUUUUGUUUUUUUUGAAGGAUUUGUUUUUCGCUUUACAUCCGGUCACGUCACGGUAUAUAAACAUACUUGGUACAGCCGGGGAGUCUCACGCAUGGGUGGUCACACAACAGAACAGACAGGUGAGAUGUUGAGCAACAAGCUCCUGACCCUGGUGCUGGUGGUCCAGCCGGGUAGAGUGCUGCUCGGCAUGAAGAAGAGGGGAUUUGGAGCCGGGAAGUGGAAUGGCUUUGGGGGCAAAGUUCAGCCUGGAGAAACCAUUGAAGAUGCUGCAAGGAGAGAACUGCAGGAGGAAAGUGGCCUCACGGUGGAUGCUCUCGAGAAGGUCGGAAAUAUCAAAUUUGAAUUCGUGGGAGACAUGGAGCUCCUCGAUGUCCAUGUUUUCAGAGCCGAUUCUUAUAAUGGAGAGCCAACAGAAUCAGAGGAAAUGAGGCCUCAGUGGUUUGAAUGUCACCAAAUUCCUUUCAGCCAAAUGUGGGCUGAUGACAUUCUCUGGUUCCCCCUGAUGCUCCAGAAGAAGAAAUUUGUUGGAUACUUCAAGUUUCAGGGGCAUGAUGUGAUCCUCAGCCACAAACUAGAGGAAGUGGAGGAACUGUGAGAAGUCUCGGAGGAAGUGCGUUUCUGAGGAAAUUUUUAAAAUUUCAGCCUUCCUAAUUUCUUCUUUAAAUGCUGAAGUUAUCCUUUUAUACUGUUCUUUGUUUGUUGUUUGGUUUCAUUUGUGGGAGGAAAAAGAAGACUUGGACUUGUAGAGUGUUUACAUGUGAAAUUACUGGAACAGAUAAGUAAUAUGCUGAAAGUCAUUUAAUUCUUCAGAAUAACUGAUUUAACACAAUUCAGCUGGCAUUUCUUGGAUUUCUAUUUACAAUAUCUACAGAAAUACUUUUAUUGGGUUUCAUAUUCUGUGCAAGUUAACAUGAUGUACAUUUUCUUAAUUCAAAAACAAAUGUUCAUACUGUUUGCGCCAUAUGACAGUUUCUUCAUAAAAGAAAUCUUGAACUAC